AUGCUUGGCUUUUCCCAUUUCAGUUUACCGUCAACAACAAAUGCGGCAGCAACUGCUGCAGGUGUGGCAGUUGCCAAUCGGGAGCGUUUAUCGGCCAACGAAACACUAACCAUUCGUAAGGUGAUGGAAUAUGAGUUUCGUCGAAUGCUAGAAUUGGUGGAGUCUGCCACCUCAGUGCCCGUGGAUCAAAUGUCCAACAGUUCGCAAAAUCCUACAAACAAUGCCACAAACUGUGAAGAAUCACAGCAUUCCAAUGGACAUAUGGGUUCUAUGCAAGCUGGCACUGGCAGUGGAAGUGGAGGCGGUGGUGAAAAUGCGACCCAACUUAUGGCCACCAACGUGACCUUUGUGCCUGCUCAAGCACCACCUGGCACUACAUUGGCUGACCUUACAGCCGUUGCUAACGCUGCUUUCAAAGCCACAUCCACACCAGAGGAUAUUAUCCAGGUCUGGUGUGGUGAUCACCUGGGUCACAUAUCAGAUCAUGGUUUGAUGAACGAAUAG
Hydatigera taeniaeformis is the source of this 504-nucleotide messenger RNA. The record is from the annotation of a GenBank genome assembly. Lineage: Eukaryota; Metazoa; Platyhelminthes; Cestoda; Cyclophyllidea; Taeniidae.